Grus americana (Whooping crane) is the source of this 1967-nucleotide messenger RNA. RefSeq names its product dual specificity phosphatase 3 (gene DUSP3). Gene Ontology annotation, cellular component: cytoplasm. Gene Ontology annotation, molecular function: MAP kinase phosphatase activity; protein tyrosine/serine/threonine phosphatase activity. The transcript has 3 exons. Bases 100 to 654 code for a protein of 184 amino acids. Gene Ontology annotation, biological process: negative regulation of MAPK cascade; protein dephosphorylation. The record is from RefSeq and is a predicted model, not a curated record. Lineage: Eukaryota; Metazoa; Chordata; Aves; Gruiformes; Gruidae.
CCGGUGCCAGGCGGGGCGGGGCGGGAGCGCGGCAGGCCCGAGCUGCUGCGCCGAGGGGCCCCUGCGGCUGGCCGGCGGGGAUCGGCUCCGGGCCCGGCCAUGUCCGAUUACCGGAUCUCGGUGGAGGAGCUGAACGAUCUUCUGGCUAACGGGAGCGGCUGCUACAGCCUCCCUAGCGCGCACAGCAACGAGGUGGUGCCGCGCAUCCACGUGGGGAACGCGUUCAUAGCCAAGAACAUUACGAGGCUGCAGCGUCUGGGGAUAACCCAUGUUCUGAAUGCAGCAGAGGGGAAGUCAUUCAUGCAUGUGAACACUAAUGCAGAGUUCUAUGAAGGCACAGGCAUCAGAUACCACGGCAUUAAAGCUAACGAUACGCAAGAAUUUAACCUCAGUCGCUAUUUUGAGGAGGCAGCUGAUUUUAUUGAGAAAGCACUUUCCCAGAAGGAUGGACAAGUAUUUGUGCAUUGCCGUGAGGGCUACAGCCGUUCUCCUACACUGGUCAUCGCCUACCUCAUGCUUCGCCAGAAUAUGGAUGUCAAGUCUGCAUUGAGCACUGUCCGGCAGAAGCGAGAGAUUGGCCCCAAUGAUGGCUUUCUAAGGCAGCUUUGCCAGCUCAAUGAGCAAUUAGUGAAGGAGGGCAAACUGAAGCCCUAGAACAGAGCACCGUAGUAUUUUUUGAAGUUUCUCAAACCAUCAGAGGACACCUUAGGUGCUUUAGAUUCCCAACCCCUAACCACCAAGCUAAAUCACAUAAUGUGAGGGAGACAGAAUUCCUGCUUUUGUCUAGUGAAAGUAUCUUUCUCGAACUCUGGAUCUGUCUUUCAAGAUGACACUAAAUUGUGUCACUGUUCGGAGCUGUUGCAAUAAAGAGGUGUUUUUAAGAGGGGUAACUCCAGUGAUAACACCUGUCUUCACAUGUAUUUCAGAGCCCCCUGCAGACUCUGUAGCGUACAUGGCUUGCAUCGACAUUGAGUGUGAUUCAUUAAAGCCUUGUCUUGUAUCCCACCAGAGCACCGUAGUCUGAGAGCCCCAACACAUCUCUUCACUCACUCUUAAUUGAAGUACUGUAUUUUCUAAAGCUUCUUUUUCAUGCACACAGGUGCCUAACGUUUGAGUGUAGGAGCUUCAAGGAAUGGAGAAGCGUAUAUACAAAUGCACAGAUGCACUCGCUUGUAAAAUGAAGUGUAUGCAGUGUUGUGUUUAGUGUGGAUUUAUGCAAUACACGGUGUGUGGUAGUAAAGCCAUUCAGAGCCCAGUCUUGAUGCACACUGUAUUUCCAAGAAUAUUUGUACCUCUUGCUGUUGUGAUUGACAUGAAAUGGUCUGAUAUUAAAUGCUCUUUUAUUUUUGUUUUGAAGUCAUACCAGAAAAAAAUGUCAAGAGCAAAUGUUGAGGAAAAAACUUGAGCAAGGAAGAAAUAAUGUCUGUAUUUGGGAGUGCUUGUACUGGAUGUAUGAUAAAGACCGAAGUAUCAGAAUAUAAUGGCUCCCGAGGCUUGUCUUGAAUUACAGUGUCUCCCUUCUUUUUUAUCGCUGUUAUUAAUGUAGAAUGGAAUGAGCACAUGUGCAGAUUACUUCUAGUAGGGCAGCACAAGUGUGCUUGCAAAGCAGUUUGCUGAAGUACCCUCUUGACUUCUUGGAUUGCUUGCAUGGUAUCAUUAAAUAGAAAUGAGCAUUGUUACAUACCACAUGGAAUAGAAAACAUUUCCUUUCUAUUAAAAUAAAUGAUGUCUUGAUUCUGUUGGACAUACAGGUGAAAUGAGUCAUUGCAGCCUUGGGAGAGGGAGCACUGUCUUAGUGUGUAAAUGUGUACCUGUGAGUUACAGCACCGUGUUAACGCAAGGGACCUCCCACUGCAAACUUGGAAUUGUUGGUUAAACUAACGGAAUCUGAGAUGUAUGUGUUCCCUUUUUAUCUGUGCUUUAAUGUAGUUCUAGAUUAAAAAUCUGAACACUAUUUUAAACAGAAA